Messenger RNA from Ixodes scapularis (black-legged tick), 1083 nucleotides. RefSeq names its product hemocyte protein-glutamine gamma-glutamyltransferase-like. The record is from RefSeq and is a predicted model, not a curated record. NCBI's taxonomy places the organism in Eukaryota, Metazoa, Arthropoda, Arachnida, Ixodida, Ixodidae. The coding region runs from base 1 to 1083 and encodes 360 amino acids. The transcript is spliced from 11 exons. Gene Ontology annotation, molecular function: protein-glutamine gamma-glutamyltransferase activity. Gene Ontology annotation, biological process: peptide cross-linking.
AUGACUCAUAAGAACUUCCACGUAUGGACGGAGUGCUGGAUGGAGCGUCCGGACCUGACCGAGGGCUUUGGUGGCUGGCAGGUAGUUGAUGGAACCCCUCAGGUGUUGAGCGAUGGGAAGUACCAAGUGGGCCCGUAUCCUGUCAAAGCAAUACAACAGGACAAAACAGACCUGAAGUAUGACGGAAAGUACGUCACUGCCGAAGUAAAGGCUGACUACAAAUACCACAAGAAGGAUUCUAAAGAGCCCAGCGGAUGGAAGCUGCUGGCGGUUCAGAAAGACAUGGCUGGACGCCUCAUCCUGACCGAGAAACUUGAUCUUCACGGCGAAACGCACGAAGCCGAAGACAUCACCCACACCUAUAAAAACAAAAAAAGCCUAGCGCGAGGAAGGACCAUGAGCGUCGUCGAGCUGACGUUCAACCACUCGAAGACGGUGACCGCUGGGGACACCAUCCACGUGGUCUACACGGUUAUCAACAACGACCUGGACGCACGCGAUGUCUCGGUGAACGUGGACGCAUCCGCGGUCACUUACAACAACCUCGAUCCCGCGAUGCUCGCGAGCACGUCACGGAAGUUCAAUGUGCCCGCUGGCGCCGAUGAGUCCUUUGAGCUGAACAUCGAUGCCGAGGCGUACGUGGGUAAGCUGCAUUUUGAGGGAAUCGUCCUCUUUAACGCCGUGGCUUCCUUCGAGGGCGGGAUCUUCAACACCCGAGACACCGUCACUGUCCAGAUGCCCCCUCUCAAACUGGAGGCAAGUGGUGGCCCGGGAGAGCCGGAGCUAACGGACGCCGAGGAGCGGGUGAUCGGCCUGCUCAGCGAAGCCUCCCUAGUAGGAAUCGAAGGGGCCUUCGACAUCGGAGCACGGCAGUUGGAGCGUCACGAACGGACCCAAGUAGCUGCCGAUCGCGAUUCGGAGAUCUCCCCCGAUUUUUUCGUCAUAGAUCCGGGCGCUGGAUCCAGCACUGCACCACAACGAAGUUGGUCGGUGCACUCAAGUCCUAGUACCUCGGAUGGCAUGCUGUGCAACCAGAGUGGAGGUGCAGUUGCAGAAGCCGUGACUUCACAAUUCCCUCAGUAG